Molecule: messenger RNA, 1914 nt
Organism: Culicoides brevitarsis
Lineage: Eukaryota; Metazoa; Arthropoda; Insecta; Diptera; Ceratopogonidae
Product: zinc transporter ZIP13 homolog
Exons: 5
Coding region: 341-1450 (369 amino acids)
Biological process (GO): intracellular zinc ion homeostasis; zinc ion transmembrane transport
Cellular component (GO): membrane
Molecular function (GO): zinc ion transmembrane transporter activity
Source: RefSeq, a predicted model, not a curated record
CUUAAAAUCGAACUCUUUGAACAAAAUCAACUUCAGUCACCGUCUGAUCGUGCAAUUAUCGAAUCCAAAAAGCAAUUGCCUCCGCGCAAAAAUUAUCAAAGACUGAUGUCCAUCGAAUAUUUUCCUUAUCUCGCUGUAACAGCCACUAAAUUAAGUCACAAUUGAUUUUGUCAAUAAGUUCCUGUCUCAACAUUUUGGAGAGCAGUAUUUAAGCUAAUAAUAUUUUUAGGUUAUGUUAAGCGUUUUGAGUGAUGAAAUUAUUUAAAAAACAUUAGAACAUUUUUUUCGUAAACAAAUUAAGUGAAACCAGUGAAAGAGAAAUAAAUUUGAGGUUAGAAAAAUGAAUCAAACGCCACAAACAGAAACUAUGGAUCAGACAAUUGUUUACAUUUAUCGGGAAAUGAUCGAGCCAUUUGUGCCCGAGUUUAUCACAAAUAUAGGUUAUGUGCCGUGGAUGUUUUCGUUAAUUGGAUCGGCAUUAGUUGGAUUAGCUGGCAUCUUGCCGUUGCUCGUAAUUCCCGUCGAUGUUGAUGGGGGUGUCAAAGAGAGUGACAUCAAGGAUAAAGAUCCUGCAAAUUCCAAAACACUCAAAAUUCUCUUAAGUUUUGCUGUUGGCGGAUUAUUGGGAGACGUUUUCUUGCAUUUAUUGCCCGAAGCAUGGGAGGGCGAUCAGAAAAAUGGCGUCACAGAUCAUUCAGGUCAUCAACAUCCCUCAAUGCGCAGCGGAAUGUGGGUUCUUGGCGGCGUGCUUCUCUUCACAAUUGUCGAAAAAAUUUUCUCGGGCUACGUGAAUGCCGACGAAAAUAAUCCGCAGCCAAAAUGUGUCGAAAUUGCGAAUUGCUUGCUUCGGCGAUCCAAAGAAACCGGCGAAGAAGUUCCCGAAGGAGCUACUUGUUGUGCGACAAAUGGCGGAGAUAUUGAGGAUAUUAGCAAACAAUGUUUCUUGGCGCAUGCCAAUAACAACAAAGCCACGAAGGAGCAGGCAUCCAAAAAGGUCACUGGUUACUUGAAUUUACUCGCAAACAGCAUUGACAACUUUACGCAUGGACUUGCAGUGGCAAGUUCGUUCCUUAUUUCGUUUCGACACGGAGCGCUUGCGACGUUUGCCAUUUUGUUACACGAAAUCCCCCACGAAGUCGGCGACUUUGCCAUCCUCCUCCGAUCCGGCUUUUCGCGAUGGGAUGCUGCACGUGCACAACUCCUAACCGCCGGCGCUGGCCUCCUCGGAGCAUUGGCAGCAAUUUUCGGCUCAAGCGUCACAUCUGCCAUGGAAGCGCGCACCUCUUGGGUCAUGCCAUUUACUGCGGGCGGCUUUUUGCACAUUGCCCUCGUCACGGUAUUACCCGACUUGCUAAAAGAGGACGACCCAAAGGAGUCUGUGAAGCAAUUUGUCGCUCUUAUUACGGGAAUUUCGCUGAUGGCUUUCAUGACGGUUGCCUUAGAGCACUAAAAAUAUCCCGACUAGUCUUUAAUUUUUUCUUUUUUCCGAACGAGUCAAAUUAAAAAAAAGUGUCGAAAAAAUCUAAAUACGUAAAAAAAAUUUUUUUUUUGUUACAAAAUUUAUUUAAUAAGUUUAAAAAUCUGUCUCUCUCUCUAGAGUCAGUGUCACUCUGAUAUUUAGACAAGUAAAAAUAUUUAACUAUUAAUAAUAUUAUAUUAAAAUUAUGGAAAUUAUUGUAUGUACAACAGUUACAGUUAACCGCAGACAGAGAAAAAUGCUCCAAAAAAAUUACUUUUCGAUAUUCUUUCUUAUUUUUUUCACGAUUUUCGAUUAAAAAACCAAAAAAAUUAGCAAAAAAAACAUGAAUGUGAUACCUGGUGAAACAAGCUGUUUGUAUAAUUCUCGUUAAGAUGACGUACUUGUACAAAUAUUUUAUAAGAUUUUAAAGUUAAAAAGAUAAAAACUAAAAAAAU